Messenger RNA from Didymodactylos carnosus, 771 nucleotides. The record is from the annotation of a GenBank genome assembly. Lineage: Eukaryota; Metazoa; Rotifera; Eurotatoria; Philodinida; Philodinidae.
AUGCAACGCUCGGUACUUUCUCCCAUCGGUAUGAAACAUAGCACUUUCCAACAGCCGUUACACCCAUUACGGCAGCAACAAGUCAGUGUUGGUCAUCGGUCUAAUGGUACAGUAUCCGGUAAUUGGCAUAUAUAUCCGGAAAUGGCAGCAGCCGGACUAUGGACCACCCCAUCCGAUCUGGCCCUAUAUGCUAUCGAAGUACAAAAAUCUCUGCAAGGGGAAUCCAAUCAAGUUCUUUCGAAACAGAUGACCAAAGAGAUGCUCACCAAACACCUGGGCGACUGGGGUUUAGGUCCUGCUUUACAGGGCAAUAACGAUUCGUUGACUUUUGAUCACAGUGGUGCCAAUGAAGGAUUUAGGUGUUUUCUGUUCGCCUUUGCUUAUUUGGGGAAAGGAGCAGUGAUUAUGACGAACUCGGAUGAUGGAAUGAAUUUAAUCGACGAAAUUGUCGGGAGUAUUGCCGUUACGUACAAUUGGAGCGUUCGUAAACCCGUUACCAAAAAGGUUGUCGCGCUGACACCUCAGAACCUAGCCAGUUUCGCUGGCAGUUAUUUCCUGAAGCAGCAGAAUUUUACCUUGCUGGUUACGGUCCAGGCAAACCAUUUGCUAGCGAAACUGCUCUGGGAUGGAAAAGAGUUUUUCCUCUAUCCAGAAUCUGACUUAGAUUUAUUCGUGAAAGAAAACGGUUUCUUGAUUAAGUUUGAAUCGUCGGUUGAUGGAACUAUCAUCGGGCUACUAGCAUUUGGAGAGAAGUGGACGAAAGUCGAAUAA